AUGAAGGUGCUGAGUGAAAUUUGUGUGCUAGAGACAGUCGAGGCGGACAAGCUGGAAGAAUUUGUAGGAUCGAUCAUUCUCGAGGACUUGAUUGCUUUUUAUGAUGAGGAAUUCCCUCUUGAGGGCAGAGGGCAUAAUAAAGCACUCUACAUAUCUGUCAAGCACAAGUCUUUUCAUGUGUCCCGAGUGCUCAUUGAUAAUGGGUUCGCCCUAAACAUAUGUCCAUUGGCCACUCUUCACCGCCUCAAGAGAUACAUGUUGCGAAGACGUCGACCUUGGAUACACAUUGCUGGAGCGGUGCCUUCAAGUUUUCAUCAAGAUGUGAAGUUCGUGAUCAAAAGGAAGCCGAUCACUGUGUAUGGCAAGGAAGACCAUUGGAUUUAUCAGGAGACAGCAAUCCCUUAUGUGGAGCCAGACUUUGAGUUCGAAUCGAGUUACCACUCAUUUGAGUUGGUGUCCACCAUUCAUGCUUCUCGAGACUCAUCACCACCCACUCCUGAAGUUUCAAAUGCUGCACUUAUGGUGGGAAGUGUAAUGGUUGGGAAUGGUUUUAUUCCUGGUAGUGGUCUUGGAAGAAAUGGUCAGGGUAUUCGAAACCCUAUUGAAGCCCCUCAGAGGUCUCGUUCUGCUGGAUUAGGGUACUGUGGAAGAGAUGAGGCAGAAGUGAUAGAUACCAUGGGGCAGCCAAGCGGCAAAUUCGACUAUCUGGUAAAGUAUUCGGCUUCUCCUAGAUUUUAUAUUGAUCCACGUGACAUAGUCCUAGAUGGAGGGGAUGGUAUGGAUGAUCUGACAUCCCCGAAGGCAGAGAACCCUGAUGAUGCAUCGGAAGGAAUCACAAGAAUAGUCUUACGGCAUACAAAGUGUAGCUGGGAAGUACAUGAAAAAGCCAAGGCUCUUACAUCCGAGCAGACCGUCACUAUUAAUUUAAGUGACACUGAAGAAGCUAAGGAGGUGAAAAUUGGGGCGAAUCUCCCUAAAGACAAGGCCGAGCGCCUAAUUCAGUUACUGAAUGAAUAUCAAGACAUCUUUGCAUGGACCUACGCUGACAUGCCUAGGUUAGACCCAUCAAUAAUGGAGCAUUGUUUGCCUACUAAUACAGACGUGCCACCUAAGAAGCAGAGGUUGCGGAGAACUAAAGCCGAGCUCUCGAAGAAAAUCGAGGAGGAAGUGAUGAAGCUUUUGAAGGUGGGAUUCAUUGAAGUCUCACAAUACCCUGAAUGGGUGGCUAAUAUUGUACCGGUGAUGAAGAAGGACGGUCGAGUUCGAGUUUGUGUUGAUUAUCGAGAUUUGAACAAAGCCAGUUCAAAGGAUGAUUUCUCGCUACCUCACAUAGAUGUCCUAGUGGAUAGUACUGCUGGUUUUGAACUGUUCUCAUUUAUGGAUGGGGCAACCUAUCGGUGGGCCAUGGUAGCAUUAUUUCAUGACAUGAUGCACCAGGAGAUUGAGGUCUAUGUUGAUGAUAUGAUUGCGAAGACUCGGCUUGGAAGAAGUCGCGUCGAAACUCUGAAGAAGUUGUUUGAUCGACUCCGUGAGUUUAAGCUGCGACUAAAUCCCGCUAAAUGUGUGUUCGGAGCAACAUCCGGUAAAUUACUCGGAUUCAUUGUAAGCAAUAAGGGGAUUGAGAUCGACCCAUCCAAGGCUAAGGUCAUAUCAUUCGACAAGCUGAAGCAGUACUUGAUGAAUCCACUAAUUCUUGUCCCGCAAUUGCCGGGGCAUCCUUUGAUUCUCUACCUCACCAUUCAUAGUGAAUCAUUGGGUGCAAUGUUGGCUCAGGAAAGUUCUGUCGAUAGAAGAGAACGAGCCAUUUAUUACCUAAGCAAAAAGUUCAUUGUAUCAGAACUGAAAUAUUCUGAUACUGAAAAGACCUGGGCUGCACUAGUGUGGGUACUGUAUAGGUUGCGACAGUACACGUUGCAUUAUCAGAUGUUUCUCGUGACUGAGAAUAAUCCUAUCAAGUACUUACUUGAUCGGCCAGCUUUGGUGGGAUUCUCAAAUAAUGAUUACAGUUUCCUAGAUGACCGUGUCUUGAAUGUAAGUGAAGAUUCAUGGACAAUGUUCUUUGAUGGAGCCGUGAACUUGUCUGGUUCUGCUUGCAUCCUCGGACUUCAAGCCGCAAUCGAGAUUGGUGUGGCCAAGUUAAAAGUGUUCGAAGAUUCAACGUUGAUCAUACUACAGACCGUAGGUGAAUGGAAGACUAAAGAUGCCAAAUUGCUUAUGUAUCAUGAGUACUUAGAAGAUCUGGUAAAGGAGUUCGACAAAAUUUUGUUUGAAUACUUACCAAGGUCUCAUAACCAAUUUGUGGAUGCACUCGCGACUUUGUCUUCUAUGCUGCAAGUUACUGAUGGGUUGGAGGUCAAGCCUCUGAAAAUAGAGGUUUUGCCGAAGUUGGCCUAUUGUAUGAUUGUGAUUGAAGAACCUGAUGGGAAACCAUGGUAUUACGAUAUCAUGAAUUACAUUCAAAAACAGGAAUUUCCCGAAGGAAGCCCUCCGACUGAUAGGAAGUACAUCACAAAGAUGGUCUCGAAAUUCUUAGUCAGUGGUGAAAAUUUGUACAAGAGAUCUUACGAUUCGGUCUUGUUGCAGUGUGUAGAUGCAGCCGAAGCCACUCAAAUCAUGCAAGAAGCUUCAAAUGGGCAUCGGUUCAUCUUGGUGGCGAUAGACUAUUUCUCUAAAUGGAUCGAAGCUACAUCCUUUACAAGUGUUGCUGCUCGCAAUGUUGCGAAGUUCGUCAAAUGUGACAUAAUUGCUCACUAUGGCAUCCCUGAAGAAAUCAUCACCGACAACGGGACAAAUUUGAACAACAAACUUGUUGAUGGGUUGUUCAGCGAGUUCAAGAUCAAGCAUUUGAAUUCGUUACCCUUUGCACUGAUGGCAUAUCGGACAUCGAUCCGCACUUUUAUUGGGGCAACCCAUUUUGCUCUGGUGUACGGCAUGGAGGCAGUUCUACCUGUGGAAGUGGAGAUUCCUUCUCUGAGAGUUUUAUCCCAAGUGGAGUUGUCUGAGGCGGAAUGGAGACAUAUUCCCAAGGAACAUAAAUGUUACCAGGGCCACCCCCGAUUGCGCCAAGCGUGCCUGCACCAUCCACCGUGCCGGCACCACCUCUGCCAGUCACCUCCGCGCCUCCGCUGUUGUCGCUCCGCCACCGUCGCUCUGCCGGCGUCCCGCCAGUCGUCGGAGAUCCCCCUCACCCGUGAACCUGCGAUGUUGCUGCUGCUCACGUUCCUAGAAGCCGUGAAGUCGCCGACCACCACCGCGUCCUACCUCCGCCUCUGCUGUAGCCGAUUUGCAGCGCCAGAAGCACCGCCGAGUCUUGCCUCCGCCUCUGCUGUCACCAAUCUCUGGAGUGUCGAAGAAGGAGGAGUCGAGACAGAAGAUGAAGAACCUGAGGAGGAGCUUGAAGAGGAAGACCCUGAAGAAGAACCUGAGUUGGAGUUAGGAGAGGACCCCAAGAAUGAUCCGGAGUAUGACCUGGAUGAGGAUUGA
Eucalyptus grandis is the source of this 3483-nucleotide messenger RNA. RefSeq lists its product as uncharacterized. The transcript is spliced from 14 exons. NCBI's taxonomy places the organism in Eukaryota, Viridiplantae, Streptophyta, Magnoliopsida, Myrtales, Myrtaceae. Gene Ontology annotation, biological process: DNA integration. The coding region runs from base 1 to 3483 and encodes 1160 amino acids. Gene Ontology annotation, molecular function: RNA-DNA hybrid ribonuclease activity; nucleic acid binding. The record is from RefSeq and is a predicted model, not a curated record.